CCAAACAGCAGCAGCAGCGCGCGGCGCCGCUUCAGGUGUUUCUUUUUUCCAUAAAUUAAGCGGCCAGAGAAACAAAAAGCCGGCGUGUCAUCCUCUGCGCACCUGCGCACGCUACUCAGAAAAACAGUCCACCGGCGUUUUAGUUUGGCACGAGACAGAAGGAGUGAGAGAGAAAGAGAGAGAGAGAGAGAGAGAUAGGGACGGAGGAGCCUUCCAAGCACGUGAACGGUGUUUCGGCUCACCUCGUGCUCAGACUGAAUCCGGAUAACAGACGGAUCUGCAGGACUCCGCGGGAAACUUGCUGCACGCGCACUUCGGUGGCUUUAGCGACUCGGAGGUCCUGUGUAAUGUGUGCUGGUGAGGACGGUGUGUGUGUGGGGGCCGAGUGGACUCAGGGCUUCGCUGAGAUGUGACUGCAGCAGUUAUCGUCUACACUCCGGCUUUGGCCUCAGAAUAUGCCCAAGUGUCAUCAUGAACCUGACAUCAAGCUCCAAGCCUGGAUUAUUCACCAAUAGCUCCCCUGGGAUGCGAGAUUAUCCUGACAUCGCCUUUAUCCCGCAAGACCUCUGGCCUGAGGCUGACAACCGGCACGCCAAUGUCUCCCUCCUUGCACGGGGCACCAACUUGACCAGCCCUCAAGAUGCCAUGCUUACACCUACUGUGGUGUACGACCCACUGGGUGGUCACUCUAUUUGGCAGGUCAUCAUUAUUGUCCUGCUAACAGGGUCACUGUCUCUGGUCACCAUCAUUGGGAACAUCCUGGUGCUUGUUUCUUUUAAAGUCAACAAGCAGCUGAAGACGGUGAACAACUAUUAUCUGCUGAGUCUAGCAUUUGCGGACCUCAUCAUUGGGGUUCUCUCGAUGAACCUCUACACCACGUACAUCAUCAUGGACAAGUGGGCACUUGGUAACUGGGCGUGUGACUUAUGGCUAGCGAUUGACUACGUGGCUAGCAACGCCUCCGUCAUGAACUUGCUGGUGAUCAGCUUUGACAGAUACUUCUCGGUCACAAGGCCACUAACGUAUAGGGCCAAACGGACGACUAAGAGAGCAAUGACCAUGAUCGGCCUGGCCUGGUCUAUUUCCUUUGUGCUUUGGGCUCCUGCCAUCCUGUUCUGGCAGUUCUUUGUUGGGGAGCGAACAGUUACUCCAGGAGAGUGCUACAUCCAGUUCCUCUCAGAGCCCAUAAUCACCUUCUGCACGGCCAUCGCAGCCUUCUACCUGCCUGUGACCAUCAUGACGGUGCUCUACUGGCGGAUAUAUAAGGAGACUGAGAACCGCUCCAAAGAUCUGGCAGGGCUGAAGGGCUCGGGGAACCAAGGCAAGCAAGGCAACCAAGAGGAAACCACUGCCAUGAUGCCCACUACAGACAGCUCUCACAGCUGCAGCAGCUACACAGUGAACCAGCCAGGCCAGAAGGACGGAAGGCGGAAGAAGGCGAGACGAUUCCGGUUCUGGCCACUAGGUCGUGGUGGUCGUAAACGUCGCAGCACCGGCGACCCAGAGCACAGCAGUAGCGAUAGCUGGAAUAACAACGAAGCCGGAGCCUCCAUGGACCAAUCAGAUGAGGAGGAGGAGGAAGAGGGUGCUGAGACAAGGGCCAUCUAUUCCAUUGUGGUGAACCUGCCUGGGAUGAACAACCUGCCCAACUCUGAACAAACGGGUACAUCCAAGCAAGACCAUCUGGAGCCUGAAGGCUUUGCUGCAGAAAGACCUUCCAGCAAAGGCUUCUCCAAAUCGCCCACCGAAUCCCUGCCUGUUAUGGAGGGCUCCAAGCCUUCAGGAGGUUCUUCUGCCUCGAAAUCCCCACUUUUCUUUAAGGAUGCAGCUAUGGCGAAGGGCACUGCCUCCAAGGCCAAGACGCAGGCCAACAAGCGCAAGAAGAUGUCACUUGUCAAGGAGAAGAAAGCAGCUCAGACUUUAAGCGCAAUCCUCUUCGCCUUCAUCAUCACUUGGACUCCGUAUAACAUCAUGGUCCUGGUGAACACGUUCUGCGAUGACUGUAUCCCUGAGACUUUGUGGGCUCUGGGCUAUUGGCUGUGCUACGUGAACAGCACGGUGAACCCCAUGUGCUACGCACUGUGCAACAAAACCUUCCGCACCACUUUCAAAAUGAUCCUGCUGUGCCAGUGGGACAAGCAGAAACAGAACAAGCCUCAGUUUCAGCCGAGGCAGACAGCAGUGACCUACAGGAAGAAGGAGUUGAUGUAGAGACAAGACGCCGAUAACCUGAUAGAUUUCAGAGCAGCUGACCUGUCCGGUCUAGGGAUUUUUCAUACAAAGGGAUACAGUCCGUUUGCCCACAGUGAUGCCUUUUGGUGGGAUGAACAAUUGUUUGUCCAAAGGGCUGUAAUAUUAGAGGUGCACCUUUGCUGUUGUUUUGUGCCUCCAUUUGGACUCAAGGCAGCCCUCUUCCUCCAUCAGCAGAGCGAGAGGCGAGUCAGUACGGCUAUAACAUCACUGAGGUGUUAGUGGAGACGAAAAAAAAUCCCCUUUUUGAUGUAAACCUUUGAAAAGAAAGAUACUUCAGCUCGAGCCUGGUGUUUCUGUUUCCUGAUGUAUUUGGCCAUGGUGGUCAGACUGUGUUGGUUUCUGUUGUGGUCAUUAAAGAUGCAGUGUUUUCCCGCACAGGAGUUUGCUUUACGAAGCUGCUUAUAUACGAAUCGUGUGAGGUGGUAUUUAGACAAGUGAGUGAUUCUGUUUUCGUCCUCAUUAUGCAGUCCGCUACUCAUUCUGUACAAAUCAUUUUAUAUAUUUUUAAAAGAAUAUUCAGAUAAAAAAAAGUUUUGAUGUGUGGGAAGUUUUUGGAGAUAUUUUGCAAUAAAGAUCAAAACAGAAAUGUUUAGCGUUUGAGAGAAAAUGGCUCAAAGGAAGGUAGUCUUAAGAUUCUGUUCUUGCAUUUGCUGAAGAGAAGCAAAUAAAUAAAUAUAUAAAUAAAUAAAUGUACCUCUGAUUAUAUGAAGAUCAAUGCUACCCUCUAGUGGUUGAAUGAAGUAAAAGACACAGCAGUCAUAAAGGAGCAUUAGAAGUUCAACCAAACACUUUUGCCUUUUUUAUUUAUGUGUUUAUUUAUGUUAUUUAUGUUUUUAUCUAUAAGACAUGUUUUGAUGUGCCUUUUAAAAGGUGAAUCAUGAAGACACAACAGCCCUGCACAUGUUAGUGCUCCCCCUGCUUUAACACACCCACUCCAGCUCGAUGAGGGCCACUGUGGAUAAAAUUUGGCACCCUUGCACCCUUCCUGAAUCCCUUAAUUCAAUUAUUUUUUUCAUGUAAUUACAACAAUGAACAGCAAAAUGUCUUGCUUUUCUGGGGAGCUUAAUUUUUUUGCAGUCUCUGUGUUGUUAUUUCUUGUGUUAUUUUUUGUCUUGUACUGUGUUUUAAAUGUAUGUAAACUACCAGUCAAAUGUUUGGACACAUCUA
Molecule: messenger RNA, 3420 nt
Organism: Colossoma macropomum (tambaqui)
Lineage: Eukaryota; Metazoa; Chordata; Actinopteri; Characiformes; Serrasalmidae
Product: muscarinic acetylcholine receptor M3
Biological process (GO): chemical synaptic transmission; adenylate cyclase-inhibiting G protein-coupled acetylcholine receptor signaling pathway; positive regulation of smooth muscle contraction
Cellular component (GO): synapse; plasma membrane; dendrite
Molecular function (GO): G protein-coupled serotonin receptor activity; G protein-coupled acetylcholine receptor activity
Source: RefSeq, a predicted model, not a curated record